GGGCGCUGUCGCCAUUGUUCCGGAGAAAUCAGCCCCCCACGGCGUCAUCGCUGGCUCUCCGCCGGCUGCCGCAUAUUUUUCGGGAAAUGGACGGCCGAGUGGGGGGACGGCGGCGCCGGCGUCGGCGUCGCCAGGCUACAAAAGGCCUGCCGCCGGGCGACGGCCCGCAGGCAGCCCGCGUGUCGCAGACGCACAGCCCGACGUCACUCCUCUGACAUGGCACCCUCCAGGACCGCGAUGCUGACGCUGCUGCUGGGUCUGACCGCGCUUGCUGCCGUCUGGGCUGAGCCGUCGGGACCCCUACACCAACACUUCAUCGUGCGCGUGCCGUACCCGAUCCACACGGUGCAUCACCACAAGAUCCACAAGGUGCCCGUGCACCACUACUUCCACGCGCUGCAUCACCACCACGUCCACCCUCUGGCUGUCCCAGUGCCGCCGCCUGCGCUUGUUGAGCAUCAGUUCGUCCACUACUGAUGGCCCCCACAGGUGGCGAGAAACUUGGCCCCUCAUCUAGUCUACUCAUUCCGUUAUAUUUACA
This is a messenger RNA of Schistocerca nitens (vagrant locust), 541 nucleotides long. RefSeq lists its product as uncharacterized. NCBI's taxonomy places the organism in Eukaryota, Metazoa, Arthropoda, Insecta, Orthoptera, Acrididae. Bases 217 to 477 code for a protein of 86 amino acids. The record is from RefSeq and is a predicted model, not a curated record. The transcript has 4 exons.